This is a messenger RNA of Sesamum indicum (sesame), 1968 nucleotides long. RefSeq names its product apurinic endonuclease-redox protein (gene ARP). Gene Ontology annotation, molecular function: endonuclease activity; phosphoric diester hydrolase activity; DNA-(apurinic or apyrimidinic site) endonuclease activity. Gene Ontology annotation, cellular component: nucleus. Lineage: Eukaryota; Viridiplantae; Streptophyta; Magnoliopsida; Lamiales; Pedaliaceae. Gene Ontology annotation, biological process: base-excision repair. The record is from RefSeq and is a predicted model, not a curated record.
UCGGUUCGAUUCUUUUUACAAUAAUUAGCGAUGCUUACGUGAACACUACUCGACUGCUACCAACGCGCUCUCUGUCCCUUGAUUUUCAAUGAUUCAAGCUCUCAAACUAGGGUUUCGCUAUUCGAGUCCCGGGUGUUUUUCGGCUGUGAAUUUUGGAAGACCUAAGUUUAAGGGACCGGUUUGUUUAUACUGGGCAAUGGCAUCCAGACGACUGCGGUCCAGUUUACGAGCAUCAUCUGCGGGGAACUUGGAGGAGUCAACAAGCGUUGAUGCGCCGAAACCCCAGAAGAACGCUUCCAAGGCGAGUAGGGGGGGAAGUGGAGUUCUUGAGGAGUCUGAGGUUAUAGAAAAGAUGACUCUUCAACAGAUGAAAUCAAGACUGAGUACAGGUGAAGAUUCUUUGGUUCUACAAUAUCAAGAAACCCCUGAGGAGAAGUCAGCUGUUUGUAAAACUAAUUCAAAAAGAAAGGCCAAAGGAUUAUCUGAAAGUGAUCAUAUUCAAAUUACAAAUGAUGGUUCAGACAUUUCUGGAGGUAAAAGGAAGAAAACACAAGUAAAAGAAUCACCUGAGGAGAGCGUUCACGUGAAAUCUCGAAAGAUAGCAACUGAAAAAGAGCUGAUUAGUCAAUCAACUGAAAUUGAAGGUGGUCGAACAAAAAAGAAAGCCUCUUCAAAGACCACUAUGUGCAAUAUCAAAGCUCAUGUCAAGGUAGAUCUUUCUGAAGACGAACCCUGGACAGUUCUUACUCACAAGAAGCCCCAAAAAGGGUGGGCUGCAUACGAUCCCAAAACUAUGAGGCCCCCUCCUAUUACUGCUGAUAUGCCACAUGUGAAGUUAAUGUCUUGGAAUGUCAAUGGUUUAAGAGCAUUACUGAAGUUGGAGAGCUUUUCGGCACUGGAACUUGUGCAAAGAGAAAAUUUUGAUGUAUUGUGCUUGCAAGAGACAAAACUACAGGAAAAAGAUGUUCAUUCCAUUAGACAGACUCUCCUAGAAGGUUAUGACAAUAGCUAUUGGACUUGCAGUGUCUCAAAGCUGGGAUAUUCAGGAACAGCUAUCAUUUCACGGAUAAAACCACAUUCUGUCAGAUAUGGGUUGGGCAUAUCAGAUCAUGAUAGUGAAGGACGCCUUGUCACUGUGGAGUUUGAUAACUUCUAUUUAUUGUGUGGCUAUGUUCCUAAUUCUGGUGAUGGUCUUAGACGACUGUCAUACAGGAUAACUCAGUGGGAUCCUUCUCUCAGCAACUACAUGAAAGAUCUGGAACAGUCGAAACCUGUUAUUCUGACUGGUGAUUUGAACUGUGCUCAUCAAGAAAUAGAUAUUUGGAACCCAGCAGGUAACAGAAGAAGUGCAGGUUUUACAGAUGAAGAGAGACAAUCAUUUCAAACGAACUUCUUGGAUAGGGGUUUUGUCGAUACCUUUAGAAAACAGCACCCUGACGUAGUUGGCUAUACAUAUUGGGGCUACAGGCACGGUGGACGAAAAACCAACAAAGGGUGGCGGCUCGACUACUUCCUUGCUUCAGAAUCGAUCGCAAAACAAGUAUAUGACUCUUACAUUCUCCCAGAUGUUGCUGGAAGUGAUCAUAGUCCUAUUGGCCUCAUUUUGAAGCUAUAGGGUGUCAUGCUGAUUUCUGUUGUAUUCUCGAGUCAGUGAUAUGCUGAAAGCCAUCUUGAUCGCAGAACUAGUGCCCGCUUUCUUGAACAAAACAAUCUAGAGUGAUCUUCUGUAACAGUAACGAUCUGGAUUCAGAGGAGAAUUUUUGGAGACACUUCGGUCAGUAGCACUGAAGUGUAUGAAUCAUCUUCUGUCCAAAAUUAGUCGAGUCAGAUGCGAGUAGAAGGGUUCAAACUUUGAUAGCAUUUAGAGAACGGAUUUCCUUAAGGGCUUAGCAGGGCCUAGUUCAUUGGAAUUUUUGUUGUGCAAGUUCACUGUAUUCUCAUAGGUUCUAUGGCAGGAUCUUUGGCCCC